UUCAUAAUCAAGAUGGCGGGCGCUGCUGCUGCACUGCUUGAUGAGUUGAUGGGCAAAAAUCGAAACAAUGCGCCUGAUGAAAAGUUUUCUGGUAUAAGAUGGAGUGAUGCAGAGGUCUGCAAACAUUAUCUGGUGGAUUUCUGCCCAAAUGAACUAUUUGUGAACACAAGAUCGGAUUUAGGUCAAUGCGAGAAAAUACAUGAUGAUCAUCUCAAAAAAGAAUACAUUGAGAGUAGUCGUUUCAAACGGAUGAACUAUGAAGAGGAGUUCUUGCAGUACUUGCAGCAGAUCAUGAACGAUGUGGAGAAAAGGAUUAAGAGAGGUCAUUCCAGACUGGCACUCAACAGCAACAGACCAAAUCUGACAGCCCCUCACAGAGGCCCUGAUGAAGAGCAGAUCAAGAUCCUUUCAGAGCGCAUCACUUCACUGCUAGGUCAGGUGGAGUCCUUGGGCUGCGAGGGCAGGGUGGAUGAGGCACAGAACAUGAUGAAGCUAUGUGAUAAACUCUCCUACGAGAGGGCAGAGCUGCAAGCAGCCUCAGAGGAAGCGCUGGACACCAUUCUUUCCCAAGAGAAACAGAUGGAAGUGUGUGAGGUUUGUGGAGCAUUCCUCAUCGUGGGCGACUCACAGACGCGAGUGGAUGAUCAUCUGAUGGGUAAACAGCACAUGGGAUUCGCCAAGAUCAAAUUGACCAUUGAAGAAAUACAGGAAAAAAAGGAUAAAGAAGUAACAGACCGGGAAGAUAAAAUCCGCAAAGAAAGAGAAGAGAGGGAAAAGGAAAGAGAAAAGGAGAGGGAAGAAAAGAGGAAAAAGGAGAGGGAAAAAGAAAAAGAGAGGGAAAAGGAGAGAGAAGAAAGACGUAAAGAGAGGGAAAAGAGAGAAAAAGAAAGGUCACGAAGGCGAUCACGGUCCAGAUCUCGCGACAGGAGGAGGAGGAGCAAGUCCCGCGAUCGCCGCCGAAGCAGAUCCCGUGAUAGGCGUCGCAGCCGCUCUCGAGACAGAACCCGUGACAGACGUCGCAGCAAAUCCAACGAGAAGCGUAGCAGCCGGUCGAGCGAUCGUCAUCAUCGAAGCAGAUCCAGAGAUCGUAGGAGGAGUCGCUCGAAGGAGAGGAGAAGGGAUAGGAGUCGUUCCAAGGAGAGGAGACGAGAUAGGAGCCGUUCCAAGGAGAGGAGAAGAAGUAGGUCCAAAGAGAGGAGAAGAGAUAGGAGUCGCUCGAAGGAGAGAAGAAGAGACAGGAGUCGUUCCAAGGAAAGGAGGCAUAGCAGAAGGAGCUCAAGAGAGAAGAGCAGCAGAUCAGAAGAAAGGGGUCAUAGCAAGUCACGGGAUGAGGAUUGUGAGGACAAAGACAGGAAAGAAAGCCAUGAGAGGUCCAAGUCAAGAUCUCCUGAGAAGGAUACCUCAGAUGAUGUCACAAUGGAUCAGGCUCCACAGGAAGACCAAGAAGACUCAAUGAAGGGUGAAGAUGAUUCCAACAAGCCAGAGGAGAGCAUGGAUGCUGCUAAUCCAGACCCAGCUACCACCACUGAUGACAGCGAGAUGGGGGAGGGGGAGGAGGAGAAGAGGGGCAAGGAGAAUGGAACGACUGGAGCUGGAGCUGGAGCUCAAGACCAAGAGGAGGUGACAGUCGCUGAAGAUCAAGCUGCAUUUUAACUCUCAUCCUCCAGGUGACUCUUGUUGCCCCUAACAGAUCUCUAUACAGGGUGCACCAGCAGCCAGGCUACCUCACCACCAGAUGGAAGAGCACAUAGAGGGCGACAUUGGGCAAUGGCAUCAAUUCACAGCACUUCAAGUGGCUUCAGUAUAGGUUAGAGCUUUAGCGUAGUCAAAGUUGUACUUCAGUAAUAUCUCAUUAUGGGGAUUCUUUUUUGUUGCUCCUUUUUACAUAACAUGAAAUUUGAAUUACCCAUGCCUUGUCAAAUGGUUUCUGUUCACCCUCUCUCUGUACUCUGUUUAAUUGCCCCCAAGAAUGAACAGGGGGUUUUGCUGCAUAAAAGAAGAAUCAGUCUUUGUUCAAUAUUUGUUUAUAUGUAUAUAACCUCUCUGUAGCGCUCUUCUGAGCAUAAUAAUGUUUCCUACCAAGCAAGCAAGGUUUUCUUAUUUUCAUCAAGCCCGGAGGUGGUUACCAACACCCAGAUUUUCUUGAACAGUUAUAAUGUGGCCAUGCAUUAGUCUUCAUUUAUCAGGUACGUGUAGUGUAAGAAUAUGUAAUACAGCAGUCUGAACAAUCAACACAGAUCUUCUAUUUUUUUCAAGCAUAAAGGGUAGAAUCAAACAUUUUGGAACAUUUAGAAUCUCUUCAUGUCUUCUGAUUCAAGUCUGAAAUGAUGUCCUUUACUGAAACUAUAUACUACACUUUAUGGUUGUUAAAGAAAAUGAAGAAUUAUUAUUGGUGAUGAUGAGAAUAUGUAAAAUGCUCAAAAUAUUCAUGUUAAUCAGGGUACAGAUAUUAUGUUGGUAGCCUUCUUUGUAAAAGAAAAUCUCUAUGUUGGAUUAAACUCACUGGCCCGAAUUCACAAAGGAGGUUUGUCGACAAACCAAGGUUUUCGAAACCAGGUUUGUAAAAAAACGUGUCAAAACGCGUCAUAUGACGUACAUAAACCGAGGUUUGUCUACAAACCUCCUUUGUUAAUUCGGGCCACUAUGUUGGAUUAAAAAUCACUCUGAUAAUAUUUGGAUGUGUACAUUUAUUACAUUACAUAGAAAUCCAGGUUGUUUUGGGACAGAAAUACAGGAUUUAUUGUGAGAUAUUUGGGUUGGCGAAACAUUGUUGAUGAAGAAUAUUUUUUUUUUAAUGACAUACAUGUACAAAAUGGUAUAUACACGGUAACAAAUGUUCAAUAUGAUCACUUGUAUAUUAUUUAGAAUUGAAGAAAAAUGUUUCAAUGUAUGCAAGAGGUUGCCAUUCUGGACAUUGUGAUACAGGUACAAGAAUUUAAUUUUUUUAAUUGAGGAGGAAAUCAUAUUUGUCUUUUAUCAUUUAAUAAGAUAGUCAAAAUGCUAUUCUCAUUACUUAAUCAAUAGCUACAUACAUGUACUUGUAUACUUAUCUGGAUAAAGCAAAUAUUGAGUGAUAUCAAACAUCCUUCUCUUCAUAGAUGUGCAAAAUUCUUGUUUCUUUUCUUUUCAUGGUCAACAUACAUGUAAUGAAGGAAUAACAUUUUCUCUGAAGAAAACACUAUAUUUAGAAUAUUGACAAAUUUUGAUUACUUGAUUGCAUUAAAAUUCAUGUACACAGAAUUGCAUGUAGCAAACAAAAAGAAGAGUUGUGUUAUUGCUUAAUAUUUGAGAAUGGAAAGAGCAGCCAUUUAAAUGUAUUGCCUUCCUCGAUGCAGUGGAAAUACUUUCACAUAAUUCAGAAUUGAGUAAGGUGUUUUUUUUAAAACCUGUAUUUUGUAUAUGAAAGCAAAGGUGGUGAUAGUAGAAUAGCAACCCUUCAAAUGCUACACUGCUUUGACCUCUUCCCACAUAACUGAAGCAAAAUGAAACGGCUGCUGUUUUCUGCAGCAAAAACAUGAAACAAUAUUUGCAGAGGUUUAGUGUUCUAGUUCAGUUAUUUUGCGGCAUGAAACUCUUCGCUUCAGUUUUAGUUUUAUUGCUGUCUUUGAAAUGUAAUUAAUCUUGUUUUGUAUGCC
Strongylocentrotus purpuratus (purple sea urchin) is the source of this 3635-nucleotide messenger RNA. Its product is annotated as luc7-like protein 3. Gene Ontology annotation, cellular component: U1 snRNP; U2-type prespliceosome. The coding region runs from base 13 to 1653 and encodes 546 amino acids. The record is from RefSeq and is a predicted model, not a curated record. Gene Ontology annotation, molecular function: mRNA binding. The transcript is spliced from 10 exons. Gene Ontology annotation, biological process: mRNA splice site recognition. Lineage: Eukaryota; Metazoa; Echinodermata; Echinoidea; Camarodonta; Strongylocentrotidae.